Molecule: messenger RNA, 1443 nt
Organism: Suillus subalutaceus
Lineage: Eukaryota; Fungi; Basidiomycota; Agaricomycetes; Boletales; Suillaceae
Exons: 6
Coding region: 1-1443 (480 amino acids)
Source: RefSeq, a predicted model, not a curated record
AUGCCAGUGUCUACUGUAACUUUGGCCAGCACUGGCUCUACAUCUGGGCUCUACAAACACUAUAACACCAGAAGCAAUUCUAUUGCACAACCCACACCUCAUCCUGUGACCAAAAACAAGCCCACAGGAAAUAUUCAAAAGUCCAAAAUCACUUUGAAAUCACUCACUCCAGUUUUACAACUAGAUAAAACUGAGUGUGCAACGACCUCCAAGACAUCCUCAACCCCCAUCCAAGGUGCUCAAAGGGACAACUUGAAUCUCAAAUCAACAGUCAAGUUGCACUCCUCUGCGGCUAUUGCUGGAAAUCCGAGUUCGGAGUUGAAUCCUUUGUGUGAUGACUCAGAGUCGGAUGAUGAUAGCCUCCAACAGUUCAUUCAUUACCAUCAUUUCACCUCAAAUAUUUCAUAUCAGCCCAGCCAGGUUGAGAUCGCCUCAACGGGCCGCAUCCUGGAAUUCUUCGGUAUUGAUGCGCGGGAAUACGAAGUCAUAGAGGAAGCACUAGGAGAGACGGGCCGGGCAUUUAAGCCCAGACUGUCUUAUGAUUAUGAAAAGCAAUCUCUCCUUGUCGAUAUGCCUAGCGCCAUCCAUGAAGCACUGUUCGAUUGCUUGAAGCUCACCCUCGGACAAACCAUUGCAUCACUUCCCUAUGAUCACGAUACGAUCUAUCCAAUGAUCCACAUGAAUUCAUCACUGAAGGGCCCCACCAAAAUCAGGUUGGUUCCCUUUUUUGGGGAGUGCGCGUGUUCCGAGGACAAGAAACAUGCAAUCGACAAACUUGCCAAGACCAUCCGCGCUCAUCCAGAUAUCAAGAUGGCGGUCCUGGGAUUAGUUCGCAAAGCGCAGCCCUACCAUCAUCCUAAGUGUGAUUCCCAUGCGUGGAAUUUCUUCAGUACAGACCCAGAACCACUUCCACUCGAGGAGUUCAUCACAGAACGCUUCCCAUCAUGUUCAUCCAUAACGAUCGCUGGGCAUAACUGGUGUCACGUUAGUUCUGUAGAAUUUUUGGUAUGGUUUCAGGGAGAUGAUGAAGCUGCUAUCGAUCUUAACAAAGAAGACGCUGAACACAUGGCGUACAGUACACUAUUGCCUGACCUUAACAUGGAUGCCGUCAAGGUCAUGUUUCAGCGAGGAUUAGAGAAGAUUCGAGACAGUUUGGUCACGUUUUCUAAACAGCUCGAUCCUAGCAUCGACUGUACUGAACUCGAGAAAGCUCCCAUCACGUUUUUACCUAUCUGGAAAGACUACCUCAUAGCGUGCAGAAACGGUGCGGAUGUGACUGCCUGGACAAGGUACACGGUCUGGUACGAAGAGGUUAUUAGUGACCGCAAGAAAAAUCCCAACGCCUCUGGAGCAUCGGGCAGUCGGUCUCGUGGAUGCCCCAAGCGCAUCUCUUCCUCCUACUUGGAAGUUGAAACGCGCGCUCCAGUAGCAGCCUUGUACUAA